Molecule: messenger RNA, 681 nt
Organism: Endocarpon pusillum Z07020
Lineage: Eukaryota; Fungi; Ascomycota; Eurotiomycetes; Verrucariales; Verrucariaceae
Exons: 2
Coding region: 1-681 (226 amino acids)
Source: RefSeq, a predicted model, not a curated record
AUGAACUCUAUUCGCCCAUGCAUUCUCUCCUCCUCUGUCGCUCUCACGCGAACCCUUAGAGCGCCUCCUUCAACGCGCCUCGACUUCAUCAGAAUCGCCUCCCUUAGCAGAACAGCUUCAACCUACAACAAAGUAUCCGAUGUCAUCAAGACUGACCACCGCGAGCUUGAAGACUACUAUGACAAGAUGAUGCGGGCUACCGACGAUGACACCAAGACCAGAUGGCAGAACCAAUUCUGCUGGGAACUUGCUCGACACUCAAUUGCUGAAGAGCUCGUCGUGUAUCCUGCCAUGGAGAAGAACCUUGGUGUGACGGGCAAGGACCAAGCUGAGAAAGACCGUGCACAGCAUCAGACUCUCAAAGAACACCUCAAAACCUUCCAAAACCUAGAAACCACCGACCCUAGUUUCGAACCCACCAUCAAAGCGCUCAUGGCCGACUUGUCCCAGCACAUAAAGGAGGAAGAAGGCUCCGAUCUCCCAGAGCUCGAGAAAGCACUUACAGCGGACGACAGCGCCGGCCUUGCCAAAUCCUUCGAACGCACCAAGAUGUUCGUCCCUAGCCGCAGUCAUCCCAGUGCACCUAACCGACCACCCUUUGAGACGCUGGCUGGGUUAUUAGCCGCGCCGAUGGAUAAAAUUGGGGAUCUGUUCCGCAAAUUUCCGAAGAAUAAAGAUUGA